Messenger RNA from Opisthocomus hoazin, 3194 nucleotides. RefSeq names its product splicing factor SWAP (gene SFSWAP). NCBI's taxonomy places the organism in Eukaryota, Metazoa, Chordata, Aves, Opisthocomiformes, Opisthocomidae. Gene Ontology annotation, biological process: RNA processing; mRNA 5'-splice site recognition. The record is from RefSeq and is a predicted model, not a curated record. Gene Ontology annotation, molecular function: RNA binding.
CCCCUAAUGUUGUUGUCAGGCGGGGGAGCGGUCCCCGGGCCCCCCGGAGGAGGUGGAGGAGGAGGUGGAGGUGGGAAUAGCCGUGUGGAGCUGCUGGUGUUCGGCUAUGCCUGCAAGCUGUUUCGAGAUGAUGAGAAGGCUCAGUACCAGGAGCAGGGGCGACACCUUAUUCCUUGGAUGGGAGACCCCAAGAUCAUGAUCGAUAGGUAUGAUGGGCGUGGUCACCUACAUGACCUUUCUGAAUAUGAUGCUGAGUAUUCCACGUGGAACCGAGAUUAUCAACUGUCUGAAGAGGAGGCUAGAAUAGAAGCCCUCUGUGAUGAAGAGAGGUAUUUAGCCUUGCAUACGGACUUGCUUGAGGAGGAGGCGAGGCAAGAGGAGGAAUAUAAAAGGCUGAGUGAAGCUUUGGCAGAGGAUGGUACCUAUAAUGCAGUGGGAUUCCGUUAUGGCAGUGAUUAUUAUGACCCUUCAGAACCCACUGAGGAGGAGGAGCAUCAGCCUGCAAAACAAAGAGAAGCAGCUCAGUCAGAAAAUGUAGAAGAAAACGAAGAACCUUUUGUUGCCCCUCCAGGACUCAAUGUACCUUCUGAUGUGGAACUGCCACCAACAGCAAAAAUGCAUGCUAUUAUAGAACGAACUGCAAACUUUGUCUGCAAGCAGGGAGCACAGUUUGAGAUUAUGCUAAAAGCCAAGCAAGCACGGAACUCCCAGUUUGACUUCUUGCGAUUUGAUCACUACCUCAAUCCUUACUACAAAUUCAUUCAGAAGGCUAUGAAAGAGGGACGAUACGCGGCUCCUUCUGAAAAUAAAGCGGACGAGAAAAAGCACUCAAGAGUCAAAUCAGAGGAAGAAGAUGAUGAUGAUGAUGAUGACGAUGGAAAUUAUCUGCAUCCGAGUCUCUUUGCAUCUAAAAAAUGCAGUAGGCUUGAAGAGCUCAUGAAGCCUUUGAAGGUAGUAGACCCUGAUCAUCCACUUGCAGCACUGGUGCGCAAAGCGCAAUCAGAUAAUAACUCAUCUGCACCACAGUCAACAGACGGGGCAGCUGUACAGACAUCGCAAGCAGAAUAUUCUGAUUCAACUGUGGCAGCCAUGUAUUAUAGUUACUAUAUGCUACCUGAUGGAACCUAUUGCCUUGCGCCUCCGCCUCCAGGAAUAGAUGUUGCCACCUACUACAGUGCGUUGCCUGCAGGGGUAACUGUAUCAAGCACUACAGGGGUAGCAACAGUACCUCCACCGCCUGGUACUACACCUCCACCUCCCCCAGACACAACUGAGAGCAGCAGUGCGUUGACUUCUACCACAACAUCUACAAGCACAAUUGCUCCAGUGGUUGCCAUUAUACCUCCACCUCCAGAUAUCCAACCUGUUAUUGAUAAGCUAGCUGAGUAUGUUGCUAGAAAUGGGAUAAAAUUUGAAACCAGUGUUCGUGCCAAGAAUGAUCUCAGAUUUGAGUUCCUGCAACCAUGGCACCAGUAUAAUGCUUAUUAUGAAUUUAAAAAACAAUUCUUCCUUCAAAAAGAGAGCAGUGACAACUGUCAGGGAGUAUCUUCAUCUGAAGAUGUUCCAGCAGAUACCGCUGGUGAUACACCAAGUGAGACUCAAUUUGCAGAAGAACAUGCACCUGAAGACACAUCUGAGCCAAGUGCUAAGGGAGUUCCAGGAACUAAAAAGGAUGUUCCUCCUUCUAAAACUGUCAGUGAUGGUAAAUUGGUGAAAGCAUCGUUUGCUCCAAUAAGCUUUGCAAUCAAGGCCAAAGAAAAUGACCUUCUUCCCUUGGAGAAAAACCGCGUUAAAUUAGAUGAUGAUAGUGAUGAGGAGGAAGAAGAGGGCAAGGAAGGCCAGGAGAAUGCUAGUAGUGCUUCAAACCAUACUCCAGCUGUUACCACUCCUUCUACUGCUGCUGAAGAGAAAAAACCUCAACUUACACAGGAGGAGUUGGAAGCUAAACAAGCAAAGCAGAAACUAGAGGAUAGAUUAGCAGCUGCAGCAAGAGAGAAGCUUGCACAGGCCUCCAAAGAAUCAAAAGAAAAGCAGCUACAAGCAGAGCGCAAAAGGAAAGCUGCACUGUUCUUGCAGACCCUGAAAAACCCACUGGCAGAGGCAGAAACUGAAAAAAUUGAAGAGAAUUCCUUCAAUAAUGAGAGUGUCAAUAGUAUACCAUGUCCUGUGACUGCAGUCAGAACUUUACCCACCUUAGAAGUUAAACAAGCAGAAAGGCCGUCAAGCAAAAGCAAAGAUCCUCCUAGGGACGAAGAAAAAGAAAAGAAAAGGAAAAAACACAAGAAAAGAUCUCGGACAAGAUCUCGAUCACCAUUCAAGUAUCAUUCAUCAUCUAAGUCCAGAUCUAGAUCACAUUCAAAAGCAAAGCACUCGCUUCCCACUGCCUAUAGAACUGUCAGGCAUUCAAGGUCACGGUCAAGGUCACCAAGGAGAAGGGCUCACACACCAGAAAGGCGGAGAGAUGAAAGAAGUGUUCCAACAGCGUAUCGCAUCAGUAAUAGUCCUGGAAAUAGUAGGAAAUGCCCACGUUCCAAAAGUCCCCAUGAAAAGAAGAAGAAGAGACGGUCUAGAUCACGUACCAAGUCCAAAGCUAGGUCUCCUUCACCAUCCAUGUCACCAGGCAAACCAUCCACACACAAAAAUUCUGUACAUUCAACUAGUGUCUCUCCUGUGGAGAGCAGGGAAUCCAGCCAGGAACGCUCCAGGGGAGUUUCUCAGGAAAAAGAUGGCCAAAUCUCUUCAGCAAUUGUGUCUUCAGUGCAGAGUAAAAUCACUCAGGAUCUUAUGGCCAAAGUGAGAGCAAUGCUUGCAGCUUCCAAAAACAUACAAACUAGUGCCUCCUGAGACCUGUUGAACUGACCAUCGAGAAAUUGUGUGAAAAGGAAUAAUAUAAAAAAAACUGCCUCAUCUCAAAUGUACAGCUGAGCUUAGCUCACUUGGUUCACAACUCGUCUAAUAUUACCAGAACUCGAGGAGCUAAAACCUAUCUUUCUGUACAGAAGCGUCUCCUUGAAAUUUCAUUAAACUUUUUCAGCCAGAAUAUCUUUGCAGGUUUUUGGUUUUUGUAAAUUGAUUUUUUGACUAAUUCUUCAGUAACAUUUUAUGAUCAGCAUUAUAUGUGUAUAUUUGUAAAUACCAUGUUUCUGUGAAAGAAGUAUUACGCAAUAAUAAAGAAGGAAACAUCUUUCAUUAGC